AUAAUGAUUCAACGGAUGAGCUCGUGGUCCAUGUGCUCUGUACCGCAUCGCAAACCCUCACAAUAACUACUUUUCGGAACGAUUCGCAUCCCUACACAUUUCCUAACACUUCUUCUUGAUUACAUCGAAAGAUGCGGAGAGAAUGAAAAAGUAAAUACAAAUCAUUGGAAUUUUUUCCUUGAAAGCGUUGUCAGCAUUCUUCCUGUGGCAUUCUGUAACCUGCAGCCUGGUUGAGAACUUCACUUGCUCCUAUAUGAGAGACUGUUUCAUCCACUUGCUAAUCCAAUGCCAAAAAACAACAAAGCCACCAACGGCAGAGACGAAGAGGAUGUCACGGAGACUGCCAAGGGCCUGCUGUCCAACGAGGACACGGGUGAUGAUACCUUCAAGAAAAGCAAGCUAAUUUCCAGUGAUGUCCAGAAGAAAGUAAAAGAUGCUGAGGGUGGUCUGGAAGAUGAUGAGGAGGAGGAGGAGGAGGAGGAGGAGAGGCCGAUGUGGAACAACAAGCUGCAGUACAUUCUGGCCCAGGUGGGCUUUUCAGUAGGCCUUGGCAAUGUGUGGCGGUUCCCAUACCUCUGCCAGAAGAAUGGUGGGGGUGCAUACCUCGUGCCCUACCUGAUUCUGCUGCUGUUGAUUGGGAUUCCUCUGUUCUUCCUGGAGCUGGCGGUGGGUCAGCACAUCCGGCGGGGGAGCAUCGGGGUGUGGAACUACAUUAGCCCCCGGCUGGGAGGCGUCGGCUUUGCCAGCUGCAUGGUCUGCUUCUUUGUGGCACUGUAUUACAAUGUCAUCAUCAGCUGGAGCCUCUUCUACCUCUCUCAGUCCUUCCAGCACCCACUGCCGUGGAAUGAGUGUCCACUGGUCAGGAAUAAUACAGGCACAUAUGUGAAGCCAGAGUGUGAGCAGAGUUCCGCAACAACAUACUACUGGUACCGGGAAGCGCUGAACAUCACCAGCUCCAUUUCUGAGAGCGGUGGCUUGAACUGGAAGAUGACUCUCUGCCUGUUGGCUGCGUGGAUCAUCGUCUGUCUGGCCAUGAUCAAGGGUAUACAGUCUUCAGGCAAGGUGAUGUACUUCUGUUCCCUGUUCCCCUAUGUGGUGCUCAUCUGCUUCCUCGUGAGGGUUCUGCUCUUGAAUGGCUCGGUAGAUGGCAUCCGCCACAUGUUCACCCCCAAGCUGGAGAUCAUGCAGGAUAUCGGGGUGUGGCGCGACGCUGCCAUCCAAGUGUUCUUCGCCCUGGGCCUGGGCUUUGGUGGAGUCAUUGCCUUCUCCAGUUACAAUAAGCGUGACAAUAACUGCCAUGCUGAUGCCGUGCUGGUCUCCUUCAUCAACUUCUUCACUUCGAUCCUGGCCACGCUGGUAGUGUUUGCUGUGCUGGGCUUCAAGGCUAACAUCACGAAUGCCAAGUGUGUCGCAUUAAAUGUUGAGAAGAUUCUUGGAUACCUGGACACCGAAAUCAGUCCAAGUUUGAUCCCUUCGCGCAUCAACUUCAGCAGUGUUAACCCUGAUGACUAUAGGCUGUUGACCUCCAUCAUCAAAGAAGUGAAGGACAAAGAUUACCAUCGAUUGGGCCUUGAAUCUUGUAAUAUCGAAGAUGAACUGGACAAGACGGUCCAGGGCACCGGCCUAGCCUUUAUCGCCUUCACUGAGGCCAUGACUCACUUCCCAGCCUCGCCCCUCUGGUCUGUCCUCUUCUUUCUCAUGCUGGUGAGCCUCGGUCUGGGCAGCAUGGUGGGCACCGUCCAGGGUGUCAUCACCCCUGCUGUUGAGACCCUCAGAGUGCGCAAGGAGCCUGUGACAGCGGUUUUUUGCCUGAUCUCAUUCUUCAUCGGGCUUCUCUUUGUGCAGCGCUCUGGGAAUUACUUUGUUGCCAUGUUCGACAGCUACUCGGCCACGCUCCCUCUGCUCAUUGUGGCGCUGCUGGAGAACGUGGCGGUGGCCUGGGUUUACGGCACGGACAAGUUUUUUCAGGACCUCAAGGACAUGCUCCAGUUUUCGCCUUUGCGAAUCUACUACUACUUGUGGAAGUUCAUCACCCCCAUUGGACUGCUUCUGCUGUUGGUGGCAAGUUUCAUUCAGCUGGUUAUGAAUCCGCCGAGCUACAGUGCUUGGGUUGAAGACAGGGCUAAAGAGGACACCCUCAGUUACCCCAGCUGGGGCCUAGCAAUGUGCAUCUCAUUGGUGGUCCUGGCCAUCCUACCUGUGCCGGUGGUCUUCGUUCUGCAGUACUUCCGCUUCGGCAAACCUGACAGGGCCUUGGCUCUGGGAUACCAGAAGGGUCACGUUAUUAGGGAACGCCAACUGCCGGAGGACGAUGACAGUGAUCCAGUCAACAGCAAGCUGCCUUGCUACAACCCCAUCCUAACCGAACCACUUCCUGCAGGAAGCGGAACAUCUCCUGCCAUGAAUGGUGCCACCAGUGCCCUGUAAGAAAUAGACCAUGAAUAACCCCCCAGCAGCCUAAUAGUUCCUGACAGCUCAUGUAUCAUGUGAGCCUUUCCAUUUUCAUCUCAUACAGCUUGUAGGCAUGUGUGUUGUGUUGUUUGUUUUCAGCGAUGAUGUGAAAAAUGGAUAUUAAAACUUUAAAACAGUAAAAUAAGGUACAUAAACAAACAUAAGAUGUUUGUAUCAGUUAACACUGUAACAUGCAUUUACAUCAUAUUUUGUAAAUGUGUGUAUAUUGUACAUAUUUAUCUGGAUUAAAAAAAAUUGACCUGGGCACCCUAAGCAUAAAAAGGUAUUCUCUUAUACUACUGC
Messenger RNA from Scleropages formosus (Asian bonytongue), 2754 nucleotides. RefSeq names its product sodium-dependent neutral amino acid transporter B(0)AT2-like. The coding region runs from base 286 to 2427 and encodes 713 amino acids. Gene Ontology annotation, molecular function: proline:sodium symporter activity. Gene Ontology annotation, biological process: sodium ion transmembrane transport; L-leucine transport. Gene Ontology annotation, cellular component: plasma membrane. NCBI's taxonomy places the organism in Eukaryota, Metazoa, Chordata, Actinopteri, Osteoglossiformes, Osteoglossidae. The transcript is spliced from 12 exons. The record is from RefSeq and is a predicted model, not a curated record.